CCUAUGCGGCUCCAACCGAACCAAACCCACCGUCCGUCCCGUCCGUGCACCGUGGCCAUCUGACCGAACCAGUUCCCGUGCGGGCGGCGCGGCGCAGGGUUAGGUUGCGACCGGCGGCGGCGAUCGGAGAUCAGAUGUCGCAGAAGCGGCAGCCGGAGGAGCGCGAGCGGCCGCGGUGGGGGGGCUGCGGCGGAGGCCCGGCCGAGUCCGGCGGGAGCUCCUCCCCCGCCGACCCCAAGCGGCAGCGGGUCCCCGCCCUCCGCGAGGUCAUCACGGAGGUGAUGCGGAAGAGCAGCAUCGAGAAGCUCUUCUCGUCGAUCGAGCCCCUCAUCCGGAGAGUGGUUAAAGAAGAAAUUGAGUUGGCCCUCGCAAAUCAUGCCGCUAUGAUGACAAGAAGUCCCACGUACACUGUUCCAUCUACAUCGAAAAAUCUGCAGCUCCAAUUCACGACUAGGCUUUCUCUUCCAAUUUUCACUGGCUCCAAGGUUGAAGGCGAGGGUACCUUAAGUAUUGCUCUAGUCGACACUUUGACCAGAGAAGUUGUAGUGAUGGGUACGGAGUCCCUGUUGAAGGUUGAAAUAGUAGUUCUAGAGGGUGACUUUGAGGACGGAGAAGGCAAUGACUGGACAGCUCAGGAGUUCAAUAAUAACAUCGUUAAAGAAAGACAAGGUAAACGGCCCUUGCUUUCUGGAGACGUGUUUGUUGGCCUUGAUAAAGGCAUUGGUACAGUGGGAGAUGUAGCAUUCACAGAUAACUCCAGCUGGACACGCAGCCGAAAGUUCAGGUUAGGUGCAAGAACUGAGGAUGGUUGUUAUAAUGGCGUAAGAGUACGGGAAGCAAAAACUGAAUCAUUUGUGGUAAAGGAUCAUCGUGGAGAAUUGUACAAGAAGCAUCACCCACCAGUUCUUGAAGAUGAGGUUUGGAGACUGGAGAAGAUUGGCAAGGAAGGAGCUUUUCACAAGCGUUUGAAUAAGGAGAAGAUAGUUACAGUCAAAGAUUUUCUCACUUUAUUGCAUCUUGAUGCUCCUAGGCUCCGGAAGAUAUUGGGCACUGGCAUGUCAACUAAGAUGUGGGAGGUUACUAUUGAGCAUGCAAAAACAACAUGUAUUCUCAGUGACAAGGUGCAUAUUUACUAUCUAGAAAGCCCAAGCAAAACUGCUGUUGUGUUCAAUGCUGUAGGGGAAGUGAGAGGGUUAAUAUCUGAGAAGUUUGUUUCUGUUGAUGAUCUGACAGAAAAGGAGAAGGCUGAAGCAAAUGCAGCUGUUAAACAAGCAUUUGAAGACUGGAAGAAUGUCUCGACCUGCGACAAUGAAACACUUUUGGAGAAUCCGUCACAGCUCCUCAAUAUGAGAUCCUCAUCUUUGUGUGAAAACGAAUUUUUCCAGUUACCUGCACAAGUUGCCGCUGAUGAUUUUGAUUUAAGCCACUUGGACAUACCAUCAGGCGACAUUUUCUCUGUCGAACCAUUGUGUGCCUUGGAUCCUUGUGCGGUGGGAGUUGUAGAGAGCAGUGAAAAUAGAUUUCAGCCUGAGCUUCCCCCACUUGGUGGCCAUGGACAGCCUCAAGAAUCACUCGCUUUAGACAAGUUCUCGAAUUCAUUGGUUUUUGAGGAGAGCACCAGUCACGCCUCGUUCAACGAAGAGGACUAUUAUUGCCGUCCAGGUCCAGACCCCCCGGUAUCCUUUGACACACAAGAUCUUGGGGCUGCGCUGAAGGGCUUCAUUGCGACGAUAUCAAAGCCAAAGCCAUAUAGAGGAUGGAGGACAUUGUCCUAUGUUAUAGGAUGGAUAUUCUACACCAAGAGGAUGGCCGCUCAGAAGAGGAAGAAACCCGGGAAAUGAUGAUUUCCAUUUGCCUGUGGUUGAUUAGUUAAAAAAUUGUGAGAUAUAGAAGUGGACGAAAGGAAAGCAUGUACAAAUGAGUGGUUGGUUACCUUUUGGAUCUUUUAUUUUUGGUCGCAUGUUUUGCUGGUGUUCUCAAGCCGUUUUAUCUGCGAGAGUGACACCUGUAAAUAAUCUGAUGAUUGUUUUGCUGGUGUCUUGAGCCGUUUUAUCAGCAAGAGUUCGCCUGUAAAUAAUCAGAUGAAGCUCUGUACAGUACAUAAAUCCGUAAAUAUGAAUGGUGGUGCCUAUCA
Messenger RNA from Triticum urartu, 2134 nucleotides. RefSeq names its product calmodulin-binding protein 60 D-like. Gene Ontology annotation, cellular component: nucleus. Gene Ontology annotation, molecular function: DNA-binding transcription factor activity; sequence-specific DNA binding; calmodulin binding. Gene Ontology annotation, biological process: regulation of salicylic acid biosynthetic process. The record is from RefSeq and is a predicted model, not a curated record. Lineage: Eukaryota; Viridiplantae; Streptophyta; Magnoliopsida; Poales; Poaceae.